GUUUUCUUGAGGGACAAGGCAGGGAGCGGGCACAUCUGUCCAGAAAGAGCUGAGGAGGCCAGAGUCAGGAUGAGGGGACGGGAGAAAACAAACGGCGGAGAGCUGGGAAGAGGGAAGGAAAAAGUCCCAGCGAGCAAAGCCGUUUGAAAACAACCCGCUGGGUCAUUUCUGUCUCAUCUAACCAGACAGCGCCCUGCAUGCUACCUCACUGGAUCCUCAUGCUGAUCUGGAAAAAUCAGCAGAGCUGGACACUGCCACCCCCGGAUCAAGUCCAGAGAGAAGGCGAGGCUACAAAGCAUCUUUUCCAACUUGGGGCGAUUCCUCCAGGGCCUGUCCCCUCAUCCCCAGUCCCCUCUGAGCCCUCCAAGCCUGGGGCAGACAAAGCCAUGCCCUGGAAGCUGACAGCCCUUCUGCUCUUUCUGGCCGGGGUGGCCUCCGUGUGCCGCGCCCGGGCCAGGACGGACCUGCUCAACGUCUGCAUGGACGCCAAGCACCAUAAGGUAGAGCCAGGCCCUGAGGAUGAGCUGCACGACCAGUGCGUCCCCUGGAAGAAGAAUGCCUGCUGCUCUGCCAGAGUCAGCCACGAGCUGCACCGGGACAAGUCCUCCCUGUAUAACUUUUCCUGGGAGCACUGCGGCAGGAUGGAGCCGGCCUGCAAGCGCCACUUCAUUCAGAACAACUGUCUGUACGAGUGCUCGCCCAACCUGGGGCCCUGGUUCCAGGAGGUGAACCAGAAGUGGCGCAAAGAGCGCUUCCUGAACGUGCCCCUCUGCAAAGAGGACUGUCUGGACUGGUGGGAAGACUGCCGCACCUCCUACACCUGCAAGAGCAGCUGGCACAAGGGCUGGAACUGGAGCUCAGGAUCUAACCAGUGUCCCACGGGGACCACCUGCGACACAUUUGAGUCCUUCUUCCCCACACCUGCAGCGCUGUGUGAGGGCAUCUGGAAUCACGAUUAUAAGUUCACCAACUACAGCCGGGGCAGCGGCCGCUGCAUCCAGAUGUGGUUUGACUCGGCCGAGGGCAACCCCAACGAGGAGGUGGCGAGGUUCUACGCCUUGGCCUUGAGUGCGGGGGCCAUGUCCCUUGGGACUGGGCCUCUCCUGCUCAGCGCGGCCCUGAUGCUGACACUUGGGCUCCUUGACUGAGUCCAGCCGUCCCCAGCUUUGAUGACCAGGCUGGCCUCAACUCAGCUCCCACCAAUGAGGGAGCCCUAAGCACGCCUCAUCUGUUACCCAUCCCUCUGUCAUCAAGUUCCUGCCGUAUGGUGGGCCUUGGAGUCUCUCUGACAGCCAGUUCGAACAGGCAGAUCAACACCACUGUGUCUGAUGGGCUGUUUUGGUUGUGAGCUGGUGUGUGGCAGAGGACAGAGCCCAUAGCUUUUGGAUUCCUUCAGCUUAGAGAAAUGAGACCUGGGUUUGAAUCCCAGCUCUGCCACUCACUAUGUCAAGUGAAGCAGUUGCGCGACGGCUCUAAACCAUAGGUUCCUCCUCAAUAAAACGAAGAUAGCAACCCUUC
Molecule: messenger RNA, 1518 nt
Organism: Phacochoerus africanus (Common warthog)
Lineage: Eukaryota; Metazoa; Chordata; Mammalia; Artiodactyla; Suidae
Product: folate receptor beta-like
Exons: 6
Coding region: 198-1148 (316 amino acids)
Biological process (GO): fusion of sperm to egg plasma membrane involved in single fertilization; cell adhesion; sperm-egg recognition
Cellular component (GO): external side of plasma membrane
Molecular function (GO): signaling receptor activity
Source: RefSeq, a predicted model, not a curated record